Messenger RNA from Folsomia candida, 531 nucleotides. Its product is annotated as N66 matrix protein. NCBI's taxonomy places the organism in Eukaryota, Metazoa, Arthropoda, Collembola, Entomobryomorpha, Isotomidae. The coding region runs from base 1 to 531 and encodes 176 amino acids. The record is from RefSeq and is a predicted model, not a curated record. The transcript has 2 exons.
AUGGCGAAUCUGACAUAUAUCUUAAUUUUACUAGCAAUUGGAGCAUUUUCUGAAAUAAAUGGUCAAAGGGUGAAACGACAACUAGGAACUGGCGGUCAGGGCGUCAUACGCGGACUGUUAGGCGUACCUCAAAACAACGGGAACAACGGGUUCGGCAACAAUGACGGGCGUGGAAACAAUGGAAACAAUUGGAAUAACGACGGACGUGGAAAUAAUGGAAACUGGAAUAACGACGGCCGUGGAAACAAUGGAAACAAUUGGAAUAACGACGGGCGCGGAAAUAAUGGAAACAAUUGGAAUAACGACGGGCGCGGAAAUAAUGGAAACAAUUGGAAUAAUGGUAAUAGAAAUAACGGGAGGGGAAAUAAUGGAUAUGGCAAUAACGGAUACGGAAAUAACGGAUACCGGGAUGGCAGACAGAAUAACAAUGGAUUUGGUAAUAAUGGAUUUGGCAAUAAUGGCAACGGUUUUAACAAUAAUAGACCUCCAGGCAACAAUGCCCCAAUACUCACAGGGCUGCUGAAUGGUUAA